AGAGUUGCAUAAGCAGGAUGGAAGGGAAGUGGCGCGGCGACUAUAAAACGAUCCAAGUGGAGCAGGUCAAACGAUGUUGACGGACCGACGGCAGUAACAGUCUGUCAGAGAUGUUGUUAUGGCUCGCGGCUCUGCUGGCGGGAAUCUUUUCCUCGCAUCUCGCGCAGCGCCUGUGUUUCCCGUACUUCUGGAGAGACGCGCGUUACUUAAUGAAACUCGUCCGUUACGGAGCCCGUCUGGAGUUGUACAAACAAACUGCCAAAGUGGUGACAGUCGUGGACAGGUUUGUCGAAAGAGCCCGGCGGACUCCUCACAAGCCCUUCGUCAUUAAUGAUGGGGUGACGCACACGUACGGCGAGAUCGACGCGCGCAGUAACCGAGUCGCGCGUGUGUUUGACCGCUCGGUGAAGAAGGGAGACACGGUCGCGCUCCUCAUGAGCAACGAGGCCGACUUCAUCUCCGUCUGGUUCGGCUUCGCGAAACUGGGCUGCGCGGUGGCGUUUCUCAACACCAACAUCAGAUCCAGAUCACUGCUGCACUGCUUCAACUGCUGCGGGGCCAGACUGCUGGUGGUCGGCAAAGAUGUGGUGGACACUUUGGAGGACAUUCUCCCCAGUCUUCAGGAGGAUAAUAUCACGGUGUGGUGUAUGAAACCGCAGAGCUCUCUUCCCGGCGUUCACUGUCUGCCGGAGAAGCUUCAGCAAGUUUCUGAUGAACCACUUUCACCUGAUCUCAGAUCUGUCAGCUGUCUGAAGACCCCCACACUUUACAUCUUCACCUCGGGCACUACUGGAUUACCCAAGGCUGCGGUCAUCACACAUUUACAGUCGCUGAAGGCCGCGGGGGGAUUCCGGGCAUACGGUGGCACAGAAGAUGACAUCAUCUACACACCACUUCCUCUGUAUCACAGCGCUGCUUCACUGUUGGGCAUCGGAGGAACCAUUGAGCUUGGUGCGACAUGUGUGCUGAAGAAGAAGUUCUCUGCGUCUCAGUUCUGGAGUGACUGUAGGAAACACAACGUGACUAUAAUUCAGUAUAUAGGAGAGCUGUGCAGAUAUCUGUGCAAUCAGCCUGUGGUGGAGAACGAGAAGGAUCACAGGGUUCGGAUGGGGGUCGGGAACGGUCUCCGGCAGGACGUGUGGAGAGAGUUUCACCGGCGCUUUGGAGAAAUCCCCAUGUGUGAGAUCUACGGCUCAACUGAAGGAAACCUGUGCUUCAUGAAUCACAUCGGCAAGAUCGGAGCCGUCGGCCGCUCCAAUUUCUUUUACAAGAUGCUUUUUAAGUACGUUUUGGUGAAGUAUGACAUGAUCCGAGACGAGCCGGUACAAGAUCAGAAGGGAUUCUGUCUUCAUGUUGCUAAAGGUGAGACGGGGCUGCUGUUGUCCAAGAUCUGCUCUCAGAGUCCCUUCUUCGGUUACGCCGGCAGUAAACAGCUGACGGAGAAGAAGAUCCUGCGAGACGUGUUUGUGAAAGGAGAUGCUUACUUCAACACCGGAGAUCUGAUGGCUGAGGAUGAAGACAACUUCAUCUGCUUUAAAGAUCGAGUGGGAGACACGUUCAGGUGGAAGGGUGAAAAUGUGGCGACCACAGAGGUCUCAGAGACUCUUGGACAGCUGGAUUUCAUUCAGGAGGUGAAUGUGUAUGGAGUUCAUGUGCCAGGUCAGGAGGGUCGAGCUGGAAUGGCUGCAGUGGUUCUGAGACCCGAAUUCACAUUUGACGGGAGGAAACUGUUUGAUUUGGUCAUGAGCGAGCUGCCGUCGUACGCCCGACCUCUCUUCAUAAGACUGCAGGAGUCUAUGGAGAUGACCAGCACAUUUAAACAGCAGAAGUUUUCUCUGGUGCAGAGCGGCUUUAACCCCUCAGACAUCAGUGAUCCGCUGUAUGUCCUGGACUCCACAGAACGCUGCUUUAUUCCUCUCAGCUCAUGUGUGUAUGACACUAUAUUAACAGGUGAGAGGAAACUCUAGUGGAGGCGUCUCCUUGACUGAAUCAUAGAAGUGUAUGUUCAUCUUCCAGAUGUAAAGCGGGUCCUGUUUGUAUCACAGUGGUUUAUGUUCACCACAGACACCAUAGAGGUGUUGAUUCAUUCAUUAGCUUUGAUACUGUAUCUCAUUCAUCAGUCCACAUCUGCUAAUGGCUAAUAAAGAACCAACAGCUUGAGUUAUUAACAUCAGGAGCUUCAUGAGUAUGAAGAAAAGCACUUUCCUGAUUCCAAAAGGAACUUGGUUUUGAUUUGUGACCGCUGGAUGGAACAUUAUGAAUGUCUUCAGCUCAUUUUACUAUUUGAUUAUAAAAUCAAACAAAUUCACACGGACAUAACACACGAUCACAUCACUGAAUACUGCAGACCAGGACAUUAAUUAUAAAUGAUGAUUCAAUCCAAAUCUAUCAUACAUUUUCAGAUUCGCCUCAUUUAAAUAGAUCAACACCAAUGUGUGUCAAAUAAAACACCUGAAUAACACUCAGAAGUGUUUAGUGUAGAAGCUCAGACAUCAUCUUCCCUGGUGUUAGAUAAAGCAAACAUCACUCUAUUAGACAACAUGAUUGGUUUCAUUUCAUUUCCUCUUAGCAGAUUUGGACUCUUAUGCAUAGAAGAAAAAACUAAAACCUUUUCGAGAAGCAGACAAUAACAACUAGAUUUCUGUACACGUAUCACAUCAGUUCCAGACUGUGUGUGUGUUUGAAUGUGAAUGAUUGAAAUGAAUGUCUGACAUUUUGAUCUCACACACACACAGAAUAUUUCAAAGUCAGAUGUUGUGCGUGAGACUAUGUUUUUCUACGGUACGUGACUGACAACUCAUGUUUCAUCACAUCAAGUGAAGACUUGCUUAUUUGACCUCUGUCUGUACAUAGUGUUGUUUGAUAAAUAAAUAUAUUUCAUUUAAUUAAUAAGCACUUGAAACAUUUAAGGUUCGCUGUGAAUUGUGUUUUAAAAAUGCAAUGCAAUAACUUCACUAAUUGAAGUGAAUCAUAUAUGCAAUGAUGUAAGAGCACCUGUUGUGAACAAAUGUGAAACUGUCGUCAUCAUUAUGGCAUCAUGUUUGUUUCUGUACUGUACAUGUGACAUUGAUCAUGAUGUAAUCUUUGACCUCGGCUGCUUUAUAUAGUUUCAAUGCACAAUAAAAUGUAUUGGAAAUGCA
This is a messenger RNA of Triplophysa dalaica, 3140 nucleotides long. It is a transcript of the gene slc27a6, whose product is annotated as solute carrier family 27 member 6. NCBI's taxonomy places the organism in Eukaryota, Metazoa, Chordata, Actinopteri, Cypriniformes, Nemacheilidae. Gene Ontology annotation, molecular function: long-chain fatty acid transmembrane transporter activity; long-chain fatty acid-CoA ligase activity. The record is from RefSeq and is a predicted model, not a curated record. The transcript has 10 exons. The coding region runs from base 111 to 1967 and encodes 618 amino acids.